This is a messenger RNA of Neomonachus schauinslandi (Hawaiian monk seal), 1323 nucleotides long. RefSeq names its product transmembrane protein 130 (gene TMEM130). The transcript has 8 exons. The record is from RefSeq and is a predicted model, not a curated record. The coding region runs from base 16 to 1323 and encodes 435 amino acids. Lineage: Eukaryota; Metazoa; Chordata; Mammalia; Carnivora; Phocidae.
GCUCCGGGCGCAGCCAUGGCCCCGGCCCUCUGGCCGCGCCUCAGCCGCGUCCUCUGGCUCGCCUGCCUCCUGCCCUUGGCCCCGGCUAGGGUGGCCGCAGGGCUGUAUGAACUCCACCUCACCACCGAUGGCCCUGCCACCACGGGGGCAGAGGUGACCAUCACAGCCAGCCUGGUGGCCAGUGACAAUGGCAGCCUGGUCCUGCCCACCAGCACCCGCCUCUACCACUUCCACUGGAUCCAUACCCCACUGCUGCUCACGGGGAAGACUGAUGAGGCUUUCAGCUCCACCAUCCGCGCCGUGGGGACCAUGCCCGGGGACUUCCCGGUCUCCGUCUGGGUCACCGCUGCCGACUGCUGGACGUGCCAGCCUGUGGCGAGGAGCCUCCUUGUCCUCCCCAUCACAGAGCUCCUUGUGGGGAACCUCGUUGUCACCCAGAACACCUCCCUGCCCUGGCCCAGCUCUUACCUCACCAAGACAGUCCUUAAAGUUUCCUUCCUCCUCCAUGACCCGAGCAACUUCUUCAAGACGGCCUCAUUUCUCUACAACUGGGACUUCGGAGAUGGCACCCAGAUGGUGACGGAAGAUGCUAUGGUCUAUUACAACUAUUCCAUCAUUGGAACCUUCACCGUGAAGCUCAAGGUGGUGGCCGAGUGGGAACAGGCAACGCAGAACGCUGGGAAGGGCAUUAUGCAGAAGACAGGCGACUUCUCUGCCUCGCUGAAGCUGCAGGAGACCCUUCGAGGCAUCCAGGUCUUGGGGCCCACCCUAAUUCAGACUUUCCAAAAGAUGACAGUGACCUUGAACUUCCUGGGGAGCCCCCCUCUGACCGUGUGCUGGCGUCUCAAGCCCGAGUGCCUGCCGCUGGAGGAGGGAGAAUGCCAGCCCACGUCGGUGGCCAGCACGGCCUACAACCUGACCCACACCUUCAGGGAUCCCGGGGAUUACUGCUUCAGCAUCCGGGCUGAGAACGUCAUCAGCAAGACACACCAGUACCAUAGGAUCCAGGUGUGGCCCUCCAGCAUCCAGCCAGCUGUCUUUGCUUUCCCGUGUGCCACGCUGAUCACCAUGAUGCUGGCCUUCAUCAUGUACAUGACCCUCCGGAAUGCCGCUCACCAGAAGGACAUGGUAGAGGUGGCUGAUUUUGACUUUUCCCCCAUGUCUGACAAGAACCCCGAGCCGCCCGCCGGGGCCCGGUGCUGUCACCACAUGUGCUGUGGGCCCGUCUUGCUGGACACUCCCUCGGAGUACCUGGAAGUUGUCCGCGACAACCGCGGGCUGCUGCCGCCCCUCUACAAAUCCGUCAAAACGUACACCGUGUGA